ACAUUACACCCCUUUCUGUUUGUGCAUUAAUGUGUUUGCUUGAGUGUAUUCUAUUUUGUUUGUAUGUCAGUCUGUGUGUGUGGCUGUGGGAUGAUUGUGGGGAUGAUUGCUGUCUCAAAUGCUUUUGUGUGACGUGUGCUGUUUUACUAGUGUGGUGGUGAUUGGGAAAGCAUCUGAUUGUUGAUUGUAAGUUUCCAUGAGGGAAACACAAGAAGACAAAAUAUUCCUCCACAAUGAAUGUCAUUCAAAUAAAAAACUGAGGAAAGAUAGACACACACACAAAACACACACAAGGGUGUCCAUCAUGUCUCUGGGUUGGCUGUAGUUGGUCCCUCAGUCCAGAUGAAAGUGCUGGCAAAUCCAUACAAUGGCUUAUUAACAGUAUAAAUCUCCCCCACCUGUCUGUGAGGCUCGUCUCUAAAAUGAACUGAAGAGUCCUUUCCAAUAUGGUUGAUAUAACAUACAAUCACUGCUCAGGGGACCUACAACAAAGACAAACAUACAGUAAAGGCCUGUUCUAAAUGUAAUGAUCAAUAUGUUGAGCUGAAGUGUAACUGCAAAAGCUCUUGUUUUUCUAUUGGUUCCAUCAUAGAGCGAAGUGACUAUAGGAUUUCAUAAGCAUUCAUAACCAUGUUAUAUGCAACCAUAACUACUAAUUAACACAAACUGAACUGACCCAGAAUAGAGACGUUAUAUGUUCGAGGGUGGGGGUCUGGGUCUCCCCCUUGAGUGUUCUACGCUAUUUUCCAUUCAAGGACCACCGGGCAGGUACAGCUAAUCCACAGUCUCUCUGGAAUAUUGUUUCAGAUUCAUCCAGGAGAAACUCGAUCCACUGACCCACACAUUCAGCUUUCAUGCUUACACAGGGAAACCGGGCCCCAGCAGUCACAAUAACUCUCUGUAGUCAAUCUAAUGAAAAAUACUAAUUUAUCAGUAAAUGUACACAACACUGAUAAAUUGAUGUAGUGAGAUUAGAGGAGACAAAUUAUAUGAUAAUAAAUGUUGACAUUUCAACUCUGUGUCACUUCCACAGGAUCACAGAGUAAAAAGGUUGUUAACACAGUUAGGCCUACAUAAUACAUUUAUUUGGUAGCCUACUUCAUGGUUUUGACUGACUGAACAUGAGCAUCAUCUGGUCAUCCAAAGAUAAUUUCCUUUAAUCAAGUGCACUGGGAAAAAAAUGGAGACCAAUUUUAUAACCUCCAUUUUGAUUUUAUAUUCAGUGGCAUCCUGUUUUUGAUGAAUUUAUUUUAUUUAGUUUCCGAUCUAAAUGUAUCUAAAAACCAUUAUCAAAAUUGACUUACACAAGUUGUUAUUGUCUGACAGGCAAGAGAGAGGACACCUGCGCUCUAAGACUCAGAUGAUGAUCAAGGAGACCAGUGGGAUGUUGAUUGGUCACUUCUACGUGGGAGAUGAUGCUUCUCCCAUCAAAGUUAUAGCCUAUAUAAUUCUCUCGGUUGAGAAAGUCAUUAGUGUUGAGUUCUAGGACCUGAUUUUGCGAUAUAACAAGACUUACUCCUGCAGCACCAAACCACACACAGAGAAGCUAUACUCUCACCAAAGCGCAUGAGAAUCUGAUUGCUCGAGAUGAGCGCAACGUAUCUGCGACAACUUUGCCUCCUUCAUUUGGUCUGGUGCCUUGGAUGUUGGAAGGUGACAGAAGCUAAUCCCAGCAAAGAGUGUGAACAUGGAAUUGUUUUGACAAAGGGUCCUGGGAUCCAGACUGAUGUGGGAGAUAUGUGGAGAGAUCAGAAUGAGCAGCAAGUUCAGAAUGUAUUCAAAAGAUUCCUGUUCCACUAUUCAAAGGCAAACUCAGUAGGCUCUAUACAGCAUGCGUCCCAUUCAGUGCACCCAUUGAUGCGCCUGUCACCAAAACUGUCUCAGAGGAGAAAGAAGCAGCUCCUGCUUUUGAAGCUCCGGGAUCUCCCUGAAGGUGUGAUGUAAAAAUCAGACUGUGGAAUAACUUGAAGGCAGACACCAGCAAGUUGCAUACCCCUGAACACAAAAUGGUAGACAGACAGAAGCAGCAUUCUCAGCUCUCGCUGGACUUGAUAUUUUUGAGAAAUAAAUUAAGAUAAAUGUGACUGCA
Oncorhynchus mykiss (rainbow trout) is the source of this 2089-nucleotide messenger RNA. RefSeq lists its product as uncharacterized. NCBI's taxonomy places the organism in Eukaryota, Metazoa, Chordata, Actinopteri, Salmoniformes, Salmonidae. The record is from RefSeq and is a predicted model, not a curated record.